Diaporthe batatas is the source of this 435-nucleotide messenger RNA. RefSeq lists its product as uncharacterized. Lineage: Eukaryota; Fungi; Ascomycota; Sordariomycetes; Diaporthales; Diaporthaceae. The transcript is spliced from 3 exons. The record is from RefSeq and is a predicted model, not a curated record. The coding region runs from base 1 to 435 and encodes 144 amino acids.
AUGGACCCAACCAUCGGGACCGAGGAUCACCCGUUUCCGCCGGCCGGAUACAAGACGCCAGGAUGGCCGUCUCUGUUCUGGCCGCCGCUGGAGGACCGUUUUGUGCUCUACCACCUGAGUGACAUGUGGCGCUUCACGUUGAUAUGGACCUUCGUCAUGUACGCCUGCUUCCACUGGGCCGCCAUAGGCAUAGCCCUCAUCGUGCAGAUCGGCAAGAAGAAGACGAACUGGAAGUACCUGUGGACACUACCCAUUAUCUACUCGGCCAUCGCGGCGCUGGAGGCCUUGGUCGCUGGCAGCGUCACUGGCGCCAUGGUCGGUGCCAUUUACCGCGCGGCUGGGUGGUACAUGACGACGUGGAUUCCGUUCAUCUGGGGCUGGGCCAACGUCUUCGUGCUCGUCGUCUCGUCCUUCUCGUAUUCUGGAGGUCUAUGA